AUGUUCACGAGGCUCAAGACUGCGGAGGAGGAGCGAAGGGUUGGCGUUCUUGAGGCAUAUGCAGUAAGAACCUCCAAGCACGAUAUAAGGAAGUUUCUUCGCGCCAUGGAGUACAGAAGACUUCCUCGGCACCUGAAGAGAAUCAAGCCGCAGGACUCGGACCUGCUUGUACUUGUUGACCUUGUUCAAGAUGGCGGUUCUAUGGACAGGGUUGUAGGGCUGGUGAGAAGCAUGGCUGAGGGUGGAUUUGGGAACGGGCUCCCUGCUGAAGAUCUGGCAUCUUCAAUUGAGAUUGUGAGUGUUCCAGAGCACCAACCGAUAACAGACUCCCAGUACGCAGAAGGCACAGCACUCUGGCCGUGCAUCAGAACCCAUAGAUUCAUAGAAGAGCUAGAUAUCGAGUAUAUCACGAGGGUGGUAGAAAUGCUGAAGACAAGGAGUGCCAUCUCGAUAUGCUGUGGCGCUUGCAUCAUAGCAGGCGGAGAGGGCAUAGUGUCGGUCCAAGAAGAUACUGAUGAUGUCCUGGGACAUUCGGUAUUGAGGGCUGUUGAGGAGGUUAGCAAGGCCCAAGUAUCCUAUCUGUGCACCGGGCUUGAUGCGUUCAUACCCAGAGAGCCCUGUCUGUCAUGUUCUAUGGCAUUUGUGCAUGGAAGAAUCAAGAGGGUUUUCUGCGUCAAGAGAGUUUCUGGAGGCCCCUUCUCUGGUCUUAAGAUCAACUACAACAAAAGCUUGAAUCACAGAUAUCCCGUCUACUUUAUGGAUGAGCCCUACGAGCUGGCUUGA
Molecule: messenger RNA, 783 nt
Organism: Encephalitozoon cuniculi GB-M1
Lineage: Eukaryota; Fungi; Microsporidia; Unikaryonidae
Product: Tad3p-like protein
Exons: 1
Coding region: 1-783 (260 amino acids)
Molecular function (GO): catalytic activity
Source: RefSeq, marked provisional